CGGUGCCUGCGUCUGCUCCUGUGGGGGGGAAAUAAUAAGUCGACUGGCUCGGGGGCAGGGAAGCCGAAAGUAUCCGGGAGACAGAGCGGUGUCGCGGAAGUUUACAGUCGCAGCGGCGGCGCAUCCUUCCGCGUCUUUCUUUUUUUCCUGUCAUUAUCUGGGGUAACGUGGAAGCGGCUGUAACUGGCAACCAUCCGGGACCCACUGAUCCUGUGGUUCUCCCAGCCUCGACCCCCAGAGCAUCACUGCUUCUGCCUCCCUUUCCCGUGUCCUCUGGGCCCAGCAGCCGCAGCAGCAGCGCCGUGUGACCCAGGAACAAUGGGCCGGAAGCUGGACCUGUCGGGCCUGACAGACGACGAGGCGGAGCACAUCUUAAAAGUGGUCCAGCGAGACAUGAAGCUGCGGAAGAAGGAGGAGGAGAGGCUGAGCGAGAUGAAGCAGGAGCUGGCAGAGGAAGGCAGCAGAUGCUCCAUCCUCUCCAAGCAGCACCGUUUCAACGAGCACUGCUGCAUCCGCUGCUGCGCGCCCUUCACCUUCCUGCUCAACCCCAAGCGCCAAUGCCUUGACUGCCAGUACAACGUCUGCAAGACCUGCUGCACCUACAGCAAGAAGGACAAAGCCUGGCUCUGCUCCGCUUGCCAGAAGGGCAGGAUUUUUAGAACGCAGUCCCUUGAAUUCUACUACAACAAUGUGAAGAGUCGCUUCAAGAGGUUCGGGAGCGCCAAGGUGUUGAAGACUCUGUACAGGAAGCACAUCAUCGAGAGGGGAACGCUCUCUGAUCUCCCAGAAAGCAGCGUUCACGAGGGAAGCACGGGCAACGACAACGAUGGCAGCGUCUGCGGCAGCGACUCCUUCUUCUUCAAGCAGAGCGAAGGACACAGUAUGGCCGAGACGCUCACAGUGGCCCUGCGUGUGGCUGAGGAGGCCAUAGAGGAGGCCAUCUCCAAGGCGGAGGAGUUCAGCGACAGCUUGGAGAAGCAGAAUGAGGCCCGGUACCUGCGGGACCACAAAGAGGAACUCAUAGAGGAGCUCGCCACCACCAUUGUGCAAAAAAUCAUCCAGAGGCGGAAGCGCUCGGAGAUGCAGUAUGACUUUGUCUGGCCUCAGCCUCAGUCCCUGAUCCAGCCCAGCGAGCCGCCGUCUCCGUCCCAGCCUCGCUCGUCCACGCGAGGACCCCAGGACCCCCUCAGGGCCUCCUACACCCUCCUGCGGUCAAGGUCGGCCUUCUCCCUCACGAGCGACGACUCCCCAGACAAGGGCCCGGAGGAGGAAGCCGCCGGCGCGAGCAGCAGCUUGCAGGAGUACGCUUCCCUGAAGCGUGAGGCCAAAGCGGCGUCGCUGCCGAGCUGGAAGAGCGUGGACCGCCUGGACAACUCCAGCGCGUCCUCGAUUCUCCAGAGCCCGGACGGCAACUGGAUCGCGCUGCACAGCUCCCAGCUGUGCCGGCCCAGCCUGCUGACCAAGAGGAAGAGCCUGGUGUUCAGCGUGCUGGAGAAGGAGUCCGGCGUCGUCUCGGCGUACGACGGGAUGGGCUCGGACUCGGACGACGGCGGCGGCGACGCGGGCGGCUGGGCCGCGGCGCUGCGACAGUUCCGCCGCAAGCUGUCGGACGAGACCUACUACACGGACUCGCAGCACGACCCGGAGUGGACGUACACCCAGCACCUGCCCGUGACCUCCCCGUCCUCCGGCCAGUACACCAACACGGAGACCCUCAACUCGGACUCGGAGGCCUCGUCGGUGCCGCCGGCGUGCCCGCGCCGGCCUCCUCCCACGAGGAAGAAAGGAGCGGCAGACGCGCACCUGCACCCUCAUCACCUGCCGCUCCACUACCAACACCUGCACCAGAGCUUCUCCCCUCAUCCCCUCCACUCGGAGGCGCUGGAUGUCAACUUUAACCCCAAGGUGAUGGGCGACAGCAGCGAGGCGGAGGAGCGGCAGAGCGACCCCGUGAGGAGGUCCCGGCGACGCAGGAAAAGCAGGAGGGAGUCGUCGGGGGAGCAGUGCAGGACCGAGGAGCAGGGCCGCGCUCAGGCUGCACCCCUGCUACAGGAGGACAGUGGUCCUCUGCACAACGUCCUCAGGAAGAGGGCCUUAUCUGAGGAGCAGCCCACGCCGGACCCUCUGCCCAUGGUCACAGCUGCACCGGACGCCUUCCAAUCACAUGCCAUGACACCGGAGCCAGAAAGCCUGGACACGGUGGCCCCGGCUUCAGCGGCCCUGCGGCCCCCUCAGCCCUGCUCCCUUGCCCUGGGAGCCCAUCGCCUGCCCAGCGGCCCUCUGGAAGACGACCCGCAACCCAGACUGAGCCAGCCGGUCAACUGUGCCAACAGCAGCUCAUCGGAGGAGGACUGCACACAGUGGCCUGCGGAGAAACAGAGUGACAGGCGGAAGGAGAAGCCGAGAGCGAAGGACACAGAAAGAGAGGAGAAGCGAACGUGUGAAACGGUGGAGCAAGUGAACGGGCAAGAGGCGAAAAGAAGCGGGAGGCUGAUGAAGAGCGCUUCAGUGAGAGAGGAGGGAAGAGUUUGGGAGAAGAGGCUGGAGAGAGCGGCGGAGAGUUUGGAGGAGAAAGUGGACAACCAGGACAAGAAGAGAGGAGACAAAAGGAAGUCGGGCCGGCAAAGUAAGAGGCAGCAUAAAAGAGAAGGAGACAAGGAAGCGGGACAGAGGGGAGUCACGAGGAGCGGCUCCAGCGCCAGCUCGCCUGCUGUUACACCGUCCUGCCUGGAGGGGGUGCUGUCAGACAACCAGCAGAAGUACUCAGCGGCCUCUCUCUGCAGCAUCACCACAGAGGUGCUGAAGGUGCUGAACGCCACCGAGGAGCUGAUCGGUGAGGCGGGCGGCGAGGGCUACGCGCCGUCCGAGUCCGUGAGCGCUUCCCCCGUCUCCAGCAGCUCCGAGAACCGCAGGCUGGAUCACAGGCUGACCAAGAUUGAGGAGAAUGUGUACCUGGCUGCUGGCGCCGUGUACGGCCUCGAGGGGGCUCUUGGGGAUCUGGAGCAGUGCGCGCGUGGCAUUAGCAGCGGAACCACAGACACGGAGCUGGCCUUUCUGGAGGACCAGGUGGCCACAGCCGCUGCUCAGGUCCAGCAGUCUGAGCUCCAGAUAUCAAACAUCGAGGCCCGGAUAUCGGCUCUGAAAACAGCCGGGCUCAACGUGGCUGUCUGCAACCGCUUCUCCAAGAGCAAACCAAAGGAAAAGCCUCAAACCCUGGACUCGUCGCGUCAUCAGAGGAGGAAGCUUCCAGCGCCUCCACUAAAAGUUUUAGAAAAGUUGGAGCCAGAGCAGCAGAUGAAGGUGUUUCGACCGUAGUGUGAGCAGCACAACAAGUCCCUCAGGGCCACGUUAGAGCCCCAGGGACGGGGGCCACUCUCAUCCAGUGCCUUGACCUAGCGUCCGUCUCCACCUCCAGGACAAGUAGGGGCCCUUUGUGACCCAUCAAGCACUCAGACCCUCAGCCAGGCACGGCACCAUGCCAGUCAGACACCUCAAAUGGCUGGAACGUUCCAUUUGCUCCCCCCUCUUCAUCCGUCGUAGCCAUCUCCUCACCAUGCACAUGAUAUAUCAAAGGAUCAUUCAAGUCAGUGUAUCUGCCUUAAGCCCUUUUCAUGACCCGACUCA
Molecule: messenger RNA, 3624 nt
Organism: Betta splendens (Siamese fighting fish)
Lineage: Eukaryota; Metazoa; Chordata; Actinopteri; Anabantiformes; Osphronemidae
Gene: myripb
Product: myosin VIIA and Rab interacting protein b
Exons: 17
Coding region: 319-3315 (998 amino acids)
Biological process (GO): intracellular protein transport
Cellular component (GO): cortical actin cytoskeleton
Molecular function (GO): small GTPase binding; actin binding; myosin binding
Source: RefSeq, a predicted model, not a curated record